AUGGAGGCGGCGGAGGGACCCCACGCCUCCGACUCGUCCGCCUCCCCUAUCGGCGUCGACGCCCCCGCCUCCAACCCGGUUGUCGCCGCCGGCGCGAGGAAGCGGAAGGCCCCGGCAGCGACUACGAGGAAGCCUCGGAAGCAGCAGGCUCAAGAACCCAUUCAGAUCCCUGUAUACUACGGACAAAGAGAAGAGUUUUAUUGCGUGAAAGGCGAUGAUUUAGUUGAUUGUUCAUACAUUUCUCCUAGAGCAAAAGAUUGUGCACAUGUAAUCGGCCAACUACCGCCGCAGCCGCAGUCGAUGUCGUUGGUGGAUCUACAGCUCUGGAUCUUUAAGCUGUUCCGGCUCCAUCCAGAAACACAAGAUCUCUCUAUUAAGGGGUUCAUCAAACAGCGCAAAACUGACUUGUUGGACGACUUCGAACCUGACUGGUAUAUGGAGUACUGCCCUUGGGACACAUGUUACUUUCAAACUGACAAGUGCUGGAGUGCCUUUGCCAAUAAAUUAAAGCGGAAAAGGAAUGUGAUGCAAAAGUUCAUGCUGUAUGCAGAAUGCUCUGAGAUCAAGCAUUAUGCUAUUUUGCUCAAAGCCGUGCAUGAUGAUUACUCUCAGUUGGCAAGGGUUGUGUUUCCUGGGACAAAAUGCCUGACAACUUCUAACUUCCGCUUCCUCCGCCUAGUGGAAGACCUGUCAAUGACACCUAAGGAAAUUAUAGCUUAUCUCGCUAAACACUAUGGCGAGCAGAUGAGCCCCCCUGAGGCGUGGAGGGCAAGGCAGAAGGCUCUGGAGCGUGAGUAUGGUACAUUUUACGAUUCACACAACUUUGCGCCGAGGUUACUUAAGGAUAUAACAUGUAAAACCCCUUGGGGUUUUGUAGACAUCAAGGAUGCAGAGGUUGCAGGAUGUAACAACUUUCGAGUACUCCACCGUAUAUUUUGGGCUUUUGGGCAGUGUGUGCCGGCUUUCAAUCAUUGUCGCCCUGUGCUAUGCAUUAAAGGCACACCACUAUGCGGGAAAUAUCAAGAGGUGUUGUUGACUGCUGUAGCAUUAGAUGCUAAUGGUUACUCCAUUCCAGUAGCAUGUGCCGUCGUUGAGGGGGAGACCAAGGAAAGCUGGAUGUGGUUUCUUAGGAAUUUGGAGCAAGCAGUGAGGCAUCCAUCGGAUGUUUGCAUUGUACAUGACUACAAAAGAGAGUUGAUCGAUGCUAUAGAGGACUUUCUAAGUUCCGAUCAGCAACAAUGGGGGAAAGUAGAAAGCCGGUGGUGCAUGGAACACCUUGCCGAAGACUUCUUUGCAUAUUUUGGCGACAAGAACCUGGGUUGCUGUUCAAGAAACUUUGUCAGCAGAGGCGACUAA
Messenger RNA from Triticum turgidum subsp. durum (durum wheat), 1356 nucleotides. The record is from the annotation of a GenBank genome assembly. NCBI's taxonomy places the organism in Eukaryota, Viridiplantae, Streptophyta, Magnoliopsida, Poales, Poaceae.